GUAUCCUGUUUUUUCUAUUUUUUUUUCCUUCUUUCUUCUUUCUUCAAUGAGUCGAAUUGAUCUGUGUGGUGAGCAUAAGUUCAACUAGGUCAAGGUACAUGACUGUGACGCUAACACCAAUGAUCCCAGAUGAGUCGAAGUACCAUUAGCAAUCAUUGAUUUUUCUUCUGGUAAGCUCUGCUCGAGGCGCAUUGUAUCAUCUGCUCAGGUACUGAUGUUUGCCUACUUGUCAAAGCGCCAUAGAAUAAACAAAGGGUCUAUACACCGCAUCAACGACCUUUCCCAGCCAGACAAGUUCCUCAUCGUUAAGUAAGACCCUUAUAACACGAGUAUCAAACUACUUAUUACGUAUGUUACGGCUAACACUUGAGGACUUCCAGUUUCAGCAGGCCUUUCAAACCCCGGACCAGCAAUCACCAUGCCCAGACCUGUCGCCAUCUCCGAACCAAUGCGCGGAGCACUCCUGGAGUGCUUCCGCGCCGCCACCCGCCUAAAGACUGAGGACGUGGAUGUUGCCGCCCCUUCCGCCGCAUUAAUCGACAUCUGGAAGGGAGUUUCGGACGGCGCUCUCAACUUCUCCAUCGAAUCCGACGGCAAGAUAGCGUUCGACGCUCCGCAAGGCUUCCGUGUCCGACUUAACAUCAUCGAAAUCGGAAGCGGGUGCAUCCAUCGCAUCCACGUGACGGAGCCUUUUCACGAAGGUUCCGUUGCGUCCAUGUCGGAUUUGUUGUUGAUGAGGGCCGUGACGGUGGUUGAUCGGGGAGGAGAUGGCGACAGGCUGGACUUCCAGUGGUUGCUGGAAGGGGUGUUUCAAAAGCUCGAACAAUUCCCCAGAAUUGAUGAUGAGGAGCUUCACUGGCUGGCAAAGGCCGCAGAAGCGGUGUAUGGGCCUAUCGGCUAUCUUGGGAUAGCUUCUUGCAUUGCUACUACCAACGAGGCUGCCGCGUUGGCGCUUCUUCAUAAAGGCAAGAAAUCAUCUCAAGUACAUGUAGCCAAACGGCAAUCUUGA
Molecule: messenger RNA, 1009 nt
Organism: Neurospora hispaniola
Lineage: Eukaryota; Fungi; Ascomycota; Sordariomycetes; Sordariales; Sordariaceae
Exons: 2
Coding region: 419-1009 (196 amino acids)
Source: RefSeq, a predicted model, not a curated record